This is a messenger RNA of Sebastes umbrosus (honeycomb rockfish), 2046 nucleotides long. It is a transcript of the gene snupn, whose product is annotated as snurportin 1. NCBI's taxonomy places the organism in Eukaryota, Metazoa, Chordata, Actinopteri, Perciformes, Sebastidae. The transcript has 9 exons. Gene Ontology annotation, molecular function: nuclear import signal receptor activity; protein binding. Bases 166 to 1299 code for a protein of 377 amino acids. Gene Ontology annotation, biological process: protein import into nucleus; snRNA import into nucleus. The record is from RefSeq and is a predicted model, not a curated record. Gene Ontology annotation, cellular component: cytoplasm; nucleus.
GUGCACCAGUAACACAGUAUAUUUCUGCAGAUCUGUUUGCUGUGUGAAACUCCGGGUUAGUUUUCUGUAUUUAGUCGGCCAACUAGAAGUCUCCGUUGGUGGGAAACACGAUGAGAGCGUGACGUCACAGCAGCAGCAGCCUCCUGAAUGUCCUGAAGAGUCCCCAUGGAUGACCUGACCCAAGCCCUCUCGGCCAGCUUCGCUGUGUCCAAGGAGCCCAACAGCACAGCCGCCCCCCACCCUCGGCUGGCCCAGUACAAGAGCAAGUACAGCGUGCUGGAGCAGAGCGAGCGACGGCGGCGCUUCCUUGAGCUGCAGAAAAGUAAAAGGUUAAACUACGUCAACCAUGCGCGGCGUCUGGCUGAUGGGGACUGGACGGGGGCAGACAGCGACGGAGAGGAGGACAUGGAGAAAAAAGAGGAGGGGGAACGGGAGAAAGAUGGUCGCACAGAAGAGGAGGAGGAGGAAGAAGGGAUGGAGAUUGAGAGGAGGAAGCUGCCAAAACAUUAUGCCAACCAGCUCAUGCUGUCAGAGUGGCUGGUGGAUGUGCCAUCAGAACUGGACACUGACUGGCUGAUGGUGGUCUGUCCUGUGGGGAAAAGAUCUCUCAUUGUUGCCUCCAAGGGCUCCACUGCAGCGUACACUAAAAGCGGCUACUGUGUGAACCGUUUCCCCUCCCUGCUGCCCGGUGGGAACCGACACAACUCAGCCAUGGGAAAAGACUACACGAUCCUGGACUGCAUUUACAGCGAGGUGGACAGAACGUACUACAUCCUGGACGUCAUGUGCUGGAGAGGCCACCCGGUCUACGACUGCCCGACUGAGUUCCGUUUCUACUGGCUCCAGUCCAAAGUCCAGGAGACGGACGGCCUAUCAGAAAUCGCCAAACGCAACCCUUUCCGGUUUGUGAGCCUCCAAAGCACGGACUGCACAGCGGAGCCGAUUCAGAAAGCCCUGGCAGCUGAGUACAGCUUCGGCGUGGACGGUCUGCUCUUCUACCACCGGCAGACCCACUACACCCCCGGCAGCACCCCUCUGGUGGGCUGGCUCCGCCCCUACAUGGUCACCGACAUCCUGGGCAUCGAGGUCCCCGUAGGACCCCUCACCACCAAGCCUGAGUACGCCAGCCACCAGCUGCAGCAGAUCCUGGAACACAAAAAAACAUCAACUGAAGUCCGCCCGGCCAACAGGAGUGGAGGCUACGAGUUAGAGUACCUGUCCACACCAGGCCAGGAGGACGGGGACACUGUGAACUUUUUCAAUCAAACGCCAAUAAGGGAAGCGCACAUGGAGAACUGAGUGGGAGGCUUAACGACAUGCAAAUUGCUAACUCAGUGUUUCUGCGUGGUGGCGGCCCACAUAUGGCUCUUUAGAAUGUCUGCUGAAUGGUUUUUGCAGGUCUGACCAAUUGCAGAGCAUGGCUAAUUCUAAUCCGGCACUGCUCAGGACGCCCUCAGAGUGCAGAUUAGCAGAGAUAUAUGCUGUAUAUGUGUUUUUAAACUCUGCCAUUUACAUCUCGUACCUGUUGCAGAACUCUGAAACAGAUCAGGUUCUUUGAGAGUAAUUGCACCGUAUUCAGCCACUGUAAUUACUUCGUCGCGGGCUGUUAUGCAGCUCCCUUUCAUAACACCAUAGGUAGUCACACACAAGCAAAAAAUAGGACGAGAGGUUUCUUAUGCAAUAUACACUGCAAAGUGCAGCAUGGUAAAUGUUGUGGUGAAGUGUUAUUUUGCUGCUCUGCACUUAAAGCGGAUCUUACAUAAGAAACAUCCUUACUGUUGUUGGUUGUUUGCAGACUUUCUACAACGAUCAUCGAUGUAUACCCACCAAAAAAAUACAGAAAAAUUAGUUUGAGCAAUGGAAACAGAGAGUUGCACUCAGUGUUUUGGAAGGUGAGGUGUUGCAGACUGGUCAGACCCUGUGAGUUGCGAUCAUGCUAAGCAGCAGCAGUGACAUGAACUUUUACAAUUUAAUGUUAAAUUUCAAAUACCUUAGAAGAUGUUUUAAAGUGUAUGUUUCUAAAUAAAUGUUUUUUAUUGCACCGUG